CGCUUCCGUAGCAGUAUGGCGACCACGGAGGACGAGCGGCAGGUUGGGGACUGUGAAGGAGAGCGGCUGGAUUUCCUGCGGGAUCGGCACGUGCGGUUCUUCCAGCGCUGCCUCCAGGUUUUGCCGGAGCGCUAUUCGUCGCUUGAGACGAGCAGGUUGACAAUUGCAUUUUUUGCACUCUCUGGGCUGGAUAUGUUGGAUUCCUUAGAUGUGGUGAACAAAGAGGAUAUAAUAGAGUGGAUUUACUCCCUGCAGGUCCUUCCCACAGAAGACAGAUCAAAUCUAAAUCGCUGUGGUUUCCGAGGCUCUUCAUACCUGGGUAUUCCAUUCAAUCCCUCAAAGAAUCCUGGAACAGCUCAUCCUUAUGACAGUGGCCACAUAGCAAUGACCUACACUGGCCUUUCAUGCUUAGUUAUUCUUGGAGACGACCUAAGCAGAGUAAAUAAAGAAGCUUGCUUAGCAGGCUUGAGAGCCCUUCAGCUGGAAGAUGGAAGUUUUUGUGCAGUACCUGAAGGCAGCGAAAAUGACAUGCGAUUUGUGUACUGUGCUUCCUGUAUUUGCUAUAUGCUGAACAACUGGUCUGGCAUGGAUAUGAAAAAAGCCAUCAAUUAUAUUAGAAGAAGUAUGUCCUAUGACAGUGGGUUGGCACAGGGAGCUGGACUUGAAUCUCAUGGAGGAUCCACUUUUUGUGGCAUUGCGUCACUGUGUCUCAUGGGUAAACUAGAAGAAGUUUUUUCAGAAAAAGAAUUGAACAGGAUAAAGAGGUGGUGUAUAAUGAGGCAACAAAAUGGUUAUCAUGGAAGACCGAAUAAACCCGUAGACACCUGUUAUUCUUUUUGGGUGGGAGCAACUCUAAAGCUUCUGAAAAUUUUCCAAUACACUAACUUUGAGAAAAAUAGAAAUUACAUCUUAUCAACUCAAGAUCGCCUGGUGGGGGGAUUUGCCAAGUGGCCAGACAGUCAUCCAGAUGCUUUACAUGCAUACUUUGGGAUUUGUGGCCUGUCAUUGAUGGAGGAACAUGGAAUUUGUAAAGUCCAUCCUGCCCUGAAUGUAAGCACGCGGACUUCUGAACGCCUUCGUGAUCUCCAUCAGAGCUGGCGAGCCAAGGACUCGAAACAGUGUUCGGAGAACAUACACAUCUCCACAUGACUGACCUUAGAUUGGGGUGGGGCGGGAUUUGUAGCAUAACUGUAGCUCAAGGUUAAAAGCCAUGUAUAACCAAGUGUGCUCUUUUUUUAAGAGGUAGAGUCUUACAAUGAAAUCUUGUGCUGGUGUCACUUUGGGUAUGGUCUUGAGCUAGUGUUUGUAGUGGGUUUCAAGAAAAUCUUUGAAAUUUGAACUGAAGUGGACUCUCUUGUGGUUCUUAAAUGUUUAUACUGUAUUUCUAAGUUCUUUUGAGGAAAAUUAACUGUAUAUAUGUAGGUUAUCUUUUUUAAAACUCUUCCUUAAAAAUUGUAUUAUAUUAUAAAUUGGACACAAAUCUUCAAAACAAGUUUACAGUUCACAUAGCAGUGAUAAUCUUUAGGCGAAUACUUGGUGAUCAUUUUAAAAGUUUGAGUGCUGGUGGUAGAAAAUUGCUUUAAUGAAUUAAGUAUCUGUGAUUAUUCUUUGAAAACAAAUCCUGUAAUUUUUAAAAAGAAUGACUUAUUUUGUCUUAUUCUUAAAUGCGUGCCAAUUAAACUUACAUGGCCUACAUAAAUGAAUUUAACUUCAUAGCAAGAAUGAACAGGCUUAACUAAUACAAUUAUUUUCUAAAGGGAGAUUAUUUUAAGAAGAGUAUUAUGUAACUGAGGGGAAAAGUAAUUUAACUGUACAUGAUAGUGAAUGGGAAAGUUUCGUGUUGUGCAGGUCAUUUAUUUAGAUGUUGCUGGGCUGAAUAACAGUUAUAUUUGAUUUUAAUGUCAAAUUAUUAGUUGCUUUUUUUCUUUAUGGGAAGAAAACAGUAUUAUCUGGAAAGGAAAGAUGUUUAGUGGUCUUGUUUAUUUUUUGACAUAUGUGAUGUUAUAAAUUAUACUUUUAUAACUGAGUUAUGUUUAGCCACUUAGAUUACUUUAAGUUUGUUGCCCCAUGUUUUAGCUGCUCUGAUUUAAAACUGAUGAUUUUCUAAUUUUUUCAAAUUAAAAAGUAAAAAUUUAACUGAAAAGCAGGACCACUUAAGUAAAUGUAACGGUUUAGCUCCAUACAUGGUCAUUUAUAUUUUUAUAUUCUCAGGUAAGUGGGAGGCAUUAAAGACUGGGGUUUUACUUAUGUUUUGUUUUCUUCAUUCUGUGAACUUGCUCAUUGUAAAUGAGGUAGUAUAAACAUUCAUCUUGUAAGUAAUCAAUUUAUCAGCAAAUCACAUCAAUCACUGUUGCUUGAUGACGUUCAAAGAUAUGAAACCAGUACCAAAAUGGAGAAGGAAAAUGCUUCUCUAAAGGAGCUGGAUUUUAAGUUAAGGCUUUGGUGAUAAUAAAUGUUGAAUUAUUUGUUCUCCAAGUAUUAGUAUAAAAACUAAAUUACUAAUACAGCUGUUUAGGCAUAGUAAUAUUUAACAUUUUUUUUUCAUUUCUUUCCUAAAUUGGAGGAAAAAAUCUUAAAUAAUGGUCCUUCCCAAAGGGAUAGCUACUUUAUACUUGGAGGAAAUGAUUAGUUUUAAACUUCAGUUUGCCAGCCAUUUUUUAAAAUUAGAAGUAAACUCAAAGUAGUGGAAAAUAUUAAAAAAUACGAUUGCUGAUCAAAAUUUAAAAAAUACAAUCAAUUUUCUGAUGAUGGGGAAAACAAUAAGUUUAACAACAGGUGUCAGCCUUCCAUGAAUUGCUUCUGCUUAAAUUCAGGCAAGUUAAGACAUCCACAUCUCAAACUACGUCAUCUUUUAGCCAGCAGGAGUUAAAACACCGUGUACGUGAUGGCUUUAGGACUACAUGCAAAACUCAGAGGGUUUUUCCUGAAUCGACGUUAUUGUUUGGAAUGUUAGAAAGUUAGUAGCAGUAACUGUUCAUAAAUGAAAGAGAAGUCUAUGGUAAAAGUAUUUCGUAAAACUAUUAAAUAUUUUCUUAAUCCUUGUAUAAUUUAAUAGCAUAAGAUUGUAAAUUAAAAUAUGGUUCUAAUUGAUAAUAUUUGUGAGAGGUAUUAUAAAACUUUAUGAACCGGCGAUCGCCACAUUCCAUAGCAGCAUAUUGACCAAAAAAAUACCAGGCUAGUGUGAAUUGUAGAGAAACUAUUUCUAACUUUUUCUAAACAGUUAUUUGCAAGAAAAUUACUUAUUAGUAAAGUAAAUUAUAAGU
Molecule: messenger RNA, 3263 nt
Organism: Pteronotus mesoamericanus
Lineage: Eukaryota; Metazoa; Chordata; Mammalia; Chiroptera; Mormoopidae
Gene: PGGT1B
Product: protein geranylgeranyltransferase type I subunit beta
Exons: 9
Coding region: 16-1149 (377 amino acids)
Biological process (GO): protein geranylgeranylation
Cellular component (GO): CAAX-protein geranylgeranyltransferase complex
Molecular function (GO): CAAX-protein geranylgeranyltransferase activity
Source: RefSeq, a predicted model, not a curated record